CGGGCGAUAGCGGAAGUUUGGCCCCCGCCGCGCGCCGCCUCACGGGGCUGGGCGGCGGGAGACUGGGGUUUGGUCAUUGCGGGGGAGCGGUAAUUAGAGUGAGGAGCUGGGUGCAAGAGCAGCUCCAGGAACUGGCUCAGCCUCUCUGUGACUCUGGUUUGUCAGGAAUAGAAUUCGAUCUUGGAGCUCUACCACCAUGCAGAGAGCAUCACGGCUGACAAGGGAACUCUCGCUCCUGGCCACAGAGCCACCUCCAGGCAUCACCUGCUGGCAGAACGGGCAUCUCGAUGACCUGCGGGCACAAAUUUUAGGAGGAGUGGACACACCAUAUGAGAAAGGAAUAUUCAACCUGGAAAUCAUAGUUCCUGAAAGGUACCCAUUUGAGCCGCCAAAGAUUCGCUUCCUGACCCCCAUCUACCAUCCCAACAUUGACUCUGCUGGAAGGAUUUGCCUGGAUGUUCUAAAGUUACCCCCAAAGGGUGCAUGGAGGCCUUCUCUGAACAUCUCCACCCUGCUGACUUCCAUCCAGCUGCUGAUGGCAGAGCCCAACCCUGACGACCCUCUCAUGGCCGAUAUCUCCUCAGAGUACAAGUACAACAAGCAGCUGUUCCUGCUCAAUGCCAGGGAGUGGACCGAGAAAUACGCAGGGCAGCUGAGGGUGCCUUCCCUCCCUGCACCUGAUUUGGAUAACACCCUUUCUGGGACAGGGCUAUCUUCCCUGCGGGAGCCGUGCUCUCUACUGCAGCUGUGAAUGCAUUUCCAAGUUAAAUGUGAUUAUCAGAGGGCACAGAAUAUGAAGUGUUCCAUCCCUGCAACAACACACAGAGCCCUGGAGCGACCCGGCUCAUCUAUGUGUGUUCUGCUCUGCCCAGUCAUUACCUUGCUCUCCUGUCAUCCCCCUUCCUAAAAAUCGAAGCAUCAAGAACAGAAUAACAAAGGCUCACUGCCUAAGAGCCAGAGUACGGUAGGCUCUGGCCUUGGUGGAGCACAGGGCAUUCCAGUGGCUGUAAAAUUAAUUAUUCACAGCUCUUUUAUUUCUUGGGUCA
Messenger RNA from Prinia subflava (tawny-flanked prinia), 1046 nucleotides. It is a transcript of the gene UBE2T, whose product is annotated as ubiquitin conjugating enzyme E2 T. The transcript has 8 exons. The record is from RefSeq and is a predicted model, not a curated record. NCBI's taxonomy places the organism in Eukaryota, Metazoa, Chordata, Aves, Passeriformes, Cisticolidae. Bases 197 to 751 code for a protein of 184 amino acids. Gene Ontology annotation, biological process: protein polyubiquitination; DNA damage response. Gene Ontology annotation, cellular component: nucleus. Gene Ontology annotation, molecular function: ubiquitin conjugating enzyme activity.